AUGACCAGCCAGGUAGUUCGUGUAUUCAAGUGUCACCGCUAUGGUAUCAGCCGACGCAAGCCCAAGCAGCCCCAAAGCCCACCCCAGUUCAAACAGUUCCACCGGCAAACCCCUCCCCGGAAUAUGUCACUGAAUCUAUGCUACGUGAUUUUUCCAUGGAACAUGCCCCAUCGGCUGCACAAUCGAGGGGUAUCACAGACACCGUACCCACAGGGGUACAUCAUCCCAAAAUUUCCCAAGUAUGACGGCGUCAAAGGGGAUACCGAUGAGCACUUGCAAAGAUUCGUGGAAUCUCUAGGCCAACAUAGCCAUGAUGAAAUCCUACGCCUACGAGAAUUUUCCAAGUUUCUCACCGAGCUCGCGUAUAGAUGGUUUCGUAGUCUCGAGCCAGACUCGGUCACCACUUGGCAACAACUCUCCCAGAAGUUCCACGACAAGUUUGGUCAAGCCAUCGAGAGGGUUACUACUCUCUCUUUCACCAAAGAAACGCAAGAAUCUCACGAGGAACCCCUCAAGUUCAUUUCUCGUUUCCAGACCCGUGCGAGGGAAUGCUUCGAGGCUAGCAGUGAAAGGGAUCUGGUUGAUAUUUGCAUACAAGGCAUGACUAAGACCUACAUGAUACACUUGGUCAAUCUGGGUCUCAACAGCUUUAGUGAUUUCACUACAGCUGUACGGAACAUUUGUAAAGAUCUUGUACCUCCCAAGGCAGAGGUCGCUGGACAGGUCACUCGCAAGGACACGCUGGUUGCUCCUCGCAAUGACAGGGCCAAAAAGCGUCGCGAAACAGAUGUUAGGGCCAAGGGAUCUCGAGCUGAGCGAACAAAUGAUCCUCCCCCAUUCCCAGUAUGUAUGGAAGAAGUUGCCAGUACUCUCGAACAGUGGGUCAAGCACGGUGUAGUCGUGCUACCCGUCCCUCAUAAAGAGCCGACCGCACAGGAUCGUGCGAGUUUAAAUUUUUGUAUCUUCCACCAAGCCACUUCACAUCCAACAAGUGUAUACAGGAUUCUGAGGCAAAUUUUUCGGCAACGGCUCGAGGGUGGUGAUCUCGAGUUGACCGUGCCAAAGGAUGUGUGGCACAAUCCGUACCCUCGUCAUCGCGGUGUGGCUGUGGUCACGUAUUAUGACGAGUUUGAAGAAACCAACCCCACGCAAUCAAAGGUUCAGGCGCAAUACGGCGAGGAAGAGUGUUGUGCAGCCGCUUCGUCAAGUCAACCCUCCUCUUACCAGGCUCCAUUGACCAUUUCUUUCUCUGAAUCUGACAAAAGGGUCUCUACCCCUCAGAAUCGUCCACUCUAUGUCACUGAGCAACUCAAUGGUAGGGAGUUCCAGCACGCUUUUCUUGAUAACGGGUCUUCCAUUAACAUCAUGCCAUGGGCCACCUUUCAGAAAGCUAGUUUGCUCCAAGAUCGUCUUGUCAAAGAAGCCAUCGAGGUCUAUGGUUUCGGCAAUGAAUCCCACCAAACUCUCGGCUCUGUAAAUGUUGAUCUCGCGGUUGGUAGAUUUCGAGCUCCCACCAAAUUCCAUGUCGUCAAGGCUGAUACAUCAUAUCAUGUGCUCCUCGGGUGGGCGUGGAUGCACCGUUUCGGCAUAGUAGCUUCUACCUAUCAUCAAUGUUUCAAAGGCAUCUUGGGAAACAAGGUCAUCAUGGUUCCGUGCUCUGAUAAGCCUUUUGCCAAGCAUGAGGCACACUUUACUGAGGCUCUCUUCUUUGAUGAGUUGGAUGAUGAGGAUGAAGAAGCAGAGGCGCAUAUAAUUCGUACUCCGCUACCCAAGUGGGAGGAGGUACAGCAGGGCAUUUUUUACACUCUAUAG
Cornus florida is the source of this 1812-nucleotide messenger RNA. RefSeq lists its product as uncharacterized. NCBI's taxonomy places the organism in Eukaryota, Viridiplantae, Streptophyta, Magnoliopsida, Cornales, Cornaceae. The record is from RefSeq and is a predicted model, not a curated record. The coding region runs from base 1 to 1812 and encodes 603 amino acids. The transcript is spliced from 2 exons.